AUGGACUGGUUAUCUUCCAAUCAUGUCCUUUUGAAUUGUGCUGAUAAAUCUAUUGUUUUUGGCAAGCCUAUUGAAAAGGUGAGUAAGGACUAUUUGACUGCCAACCAAGUUAAGGUAUCUUUGCAAGAGGAUGCCCAAGUGUACAUGUUGUUAGCUUCUUUAAAUUCUGAGAGUAAUGUUUUGGUGAAUGAAUUUCCUGUUGUGCGUGACUUUUCAGAUGUCUUCUCUGAUGAUAUGUCUAGCUUACCACCUACAAGAGAAGUACAGUUUUCCAUAGACUUAGUACCAGGAACAAGAUCUAUUUCUAUUGCACCUUAUAGGAUGUCACCCGUAGAGUUAGUGGAGCAUAAGAAACAAAUAGAAGACUUGUUGGAGAAGGGGUUUGUGAGGUUAAGGAGAACCUGA
This is a messenger RNA of Cajanus cajan (pigeon pea), 405 nucleotides long. Lineage: Eukaryota; Viridiplantae; Streptophyta; Magnoliopsida; Fabales; Fabaceae. The record is from RefSeq and is a predicted model, not a curated record.